UUACUACUGGAUUAAAUUAAAUGGAAAAAUGAUAAGUGUGUAUUGUGACAUGGUGACAGAUGGAGGAGGCUGGACACAGAUAACUCAUCUAGACACAUCACUACAGGCUCAUGAAAUUUCAGAUGCUACAAAAAUUGGUGACGUAUUCUUUAAGAAUUUUGUUCUUACUCACGAUGGUCUGUCAAUGUUAAGGGAACUGGUUGAUUUCAAGCAACUAAGGAUACGAUGCAGUAAACCCGCACAUCACGACAGAAUUGUUGACAUAGCAACAACAACGUCAUCUGUUUUGGAUUAUUUCACUGGAGUCACUGAUGAAAGACCUUACGCGUGCGGUGGAUUUUAUCCGUUAGAAGAAGACAACUCCGUUUUGGCUCAAGAUUUGGUCAUCAUACCCGCUUCGGUGUCAAUGAGCGCUUUAAAUAUAAUAUACUUGAUAUAUAUUAUGUAGCUACUGUACACUGGCUAGAUAGUCUAUGUGACGAUAUAACUCUUGAAGGUCCAGCCAUUUAUCAGUACUAUGUGCGGUAAGAACAGAAUAAGACGAAGGUCAAGAAGAAGAAUAAUGAUACUAAACUUCGCAUACCGUAUUCUCUCUAUCUUCCGCCCAAUCUCUACUUAACGCCUUUCUCCAAAAAAAGCGAGCCCUAAAACCAAAAUCCGUAUUAAACGCCCCUUUCUAUUUAACGUCCCUCUCUAAUAAACGCCCAUCUCGUAUUUAUGCAAAAAAAAAACAAUUUACACUGAAAUCAAAUAAAGACAAUGUUUUGGACGGAGUGUGUCAACGGUUAGUAUAUCUAUACAUAUUUCGAGAGAUAUAUUUAAUUAAUUAGACCUAAAGGCUUAGCUAUAAAGCAAAUAGUUAAAUCUUUCUACCAAAUUUAAAAAUUAUUUUUUCUGAUAGUGGCCUACUUGAGAAGCUUGUCAUGUUUUUUAUACUUGAACCUUAGUUAAUUACAUCAUAGACAUAUAAUCUCUUUUAAUUAUAUAUCAAAGACUACAAAGCAAUUUUAUUUUGACGCGAACAAACUGUUUUUAAAUAUAUUAACCUGUUUAUUUACGUUUAAAUUAUCACACACUGCAACAUUGCACGAUUAUGUUUAUAUGAUAUAUCUCAAUAUUUAU
Molecule: messenger RNA, 1122 nt
Organism: Hydractinia symbiolongicarpus
Lineage: Eukaryota; Metazoa; Cnidaria; Hydrozoa; Anthoathecata; Hydractiniidae
Exons: 2
Coding region: 29-448 (139 amino acids)
Source: RefSeq, a predicted model, not a curated record